Molecule: messenger RNA, 3295 nt
Organism: Rubroshorea leprosula
Lineage: Eukaryota; Viridiplantae; Streptophyta; Magnoliopsida; Malvales; Dipterocarpaceae
Source: the annotation of a GenBank genome assembly
AUAAAAAAAAAUUUCAACAGAAAACAUAAAAGGAAAAAAAAUUAAGGGAAAGCAUUUCUCACAUCAGCUUCUGCAAGUGGGUCCUACGUAGGUACGUUUUUAUUUUAUGGUUCUGAAUACAAGGUCAUUUUCAUUUUAAAAAAUUACUUCGUUAUGGAUCAAAUUAUUUGUAUGCUGCAUCUUAUAUGAUAUCUUAUAUUUUAUUACUUUGUUAUGGAUCAAAUACGUGUCUUUUUCUUAUUGGCUUGGAUUUAGAUUCGGCUACAGAAGUAUUUCUUUCCUCUAGCAAUUAGCAGAACUAGUAACUUUGUUAUUCCUUCCUUUUUCUUUACCAUAAUCUUGUUUUCAAACUUUUCAACUUUUAAGUUUAUUAAUUAGUUCAGCAAAGUUGAGAUGCUAUUAUUUUUCACUACUCUUUCAAGCUGUUGCAGACCAUAAAACCAGGAAUCGACAUCAAAUUAAAGCAGCUUAAGAAAAAACUAUUUAUCAAAUUAGCAGAUUGAAAAAAGAAGAGGAGAGAUGACAACGGAAGUAGCUGUGCCUAUAGAUGAACGUGUUGAGGAAAUGAAGCCUUAUGUCAAGGCCUUGGAAAAUGACCGGAAAAACAUUAAAACACUGUAUCAGACCAAACAUUGUACUUUAUUCGAUCCCCUCACUCCCUGCGGAGAUACUGUUUUCCACAUUGCAGCAUAUAUGGGAAGCAUAGAUCUGCUUGGAGAUCUCUUCAAUAUGGUUGCAAUGCCCAGAAAAUGUGAAGUGUUCACGAUGAAGAAUAGUCAUGGCAACACCCUUCUUCACGAGGUGGUCAUGAGCAACAAGUUUAAGGCAGUAAAAUUCCUGGUUGAUGAGAGUGCACAUGAAGGACGAGCGAUGAGGAUGCUGAUGGACCGCAAUAAUUUAGGGGAGACGGCGCUAUACAGGGCUGCGGCAUUUGGCAAUAAAGCAACAGUGGAGUACUUAGUAAAUGAGGUGGAACAUCAAAAGGGAAAUCUGAAAGAUGAUCACUUCACAAGAAAACCUGAUGGCCCCUCCAUUCUUCAUAUUGCUAUCAUGAAUGAAAAACUCGAGACAGCUAUCUGGUUACUAGACAAAUAUCCAGAGCUGGCGACAGAGAAAUAUCGUGGGAAGACAUGUCUUCACAUUCUCGCUAGCAUGCCGACUGCUUUCAAAAGUUCUUCUUCCAUAAUGUAUGGAUUGGAGAUUAUAUAUAGAUAUAUUCCAGACAACUUAGUCUAUAGAGAUGAAAUUGAAGAGGAUGAAACAAGUCAGAACAGUAAGAGUAGGAUACGCUGCCUAACAAUGAUAAAGAAUAUACGUCUACCCAAGUUCGAUGAUCUUUGGCUGAAUCUAGCUGAAAGAUGGAAUUUUAUUAAGGAAAUUGGGAAAACAAAAAGGAAGCAUCGAUUUGCAGUUGACUUGGCCAAGAGGCUGGUAAAGAUGGAUUCUUGCUCGUGGCGUGAGCACUACAACAAAGAAGGGCACAACAACAUUGUUUGCUUUUCAGGAGACCAAGAAACAGGGGAGCCGUCGUCCCAAGCCAUAUGUCUUGGCACCACCGCCAAGAUGCUGGUAAAAAUGGAUUCUUCCACUUGGCGUGAGCACUGCGACGAAGAAGGGAACAACAUCAUUAUUUGCUUUUCAGGAGACCGUAAAAAGGGAGGCAAAGAAACAGGGCAGGCGUCGUCCCAAACCGGAUGUGAUGGCACCGCCACCCCCAUUGAGCCAGCGCCGGAUACUCCAUUGAUUAUUGCCGCCAGGACAGGGAUCAAGGAGAUUGUGGCCGAGAUGAUCAAAGUCUAUCCUCAAGCACUGGAGCAUGUUACCAGGAGUGGGCAGAAUAUUCUGCACGUAGCCAUUCUACACCGUAACCACAUCUUUGAUCUCAUCAACCCGAAGAGGGAAGUGGUAUGGCAGAGGGAAGUGGUAUGGCAGAGGGAAGUGGUAAGGCGGAGGCUGGUUUUGGGGAUCGACAAUGACGGUGACACCAUUCUGCACAAAGCCGCCUCUACAAAAUACUGUAGCGGAGGGACCGCAUCGACAGCGGCUCUGAAACUGCAAGAGGAGCUGAGAUGGUUCAGACACUGCGACGAAGAAGGGCACAACAUCAUUAUUUGCUUUUCAGGAGACCGUAAAAAGGGAGGCAAAGAAACAGGGGAGGCGUCGUCCCAAACCGGAUGUGAUGGCACCGCCACCCCCAUUGAGCCAGCGCCGGAUACUCCAUUGAUUAUUGCCGCCAGGACAGGGAUCAAGGAGAUUGUGGCCGAGAUUAUCAAAGUGUAUCCUCAAGCACUGGAGCAUGUUACCAGGCGUGGACAGAAUAUUCUCCACGUUGCCAUUCUACACCGUAACGACCACAUCCUUGAUCUCAUCAAAUCGAAGAGGAUACUCGAGGAAGUGGUGUUCGAGGAAGUGGUGAAGCGGAGGCUGGUUUUGGGGAUCGACGAUGACGGUGACACCAUUCUGCACAAAGCCGCCUGUACAAAACACUACAGCGGAGGAACCACAUCGACUGCGGCUCUGAAACUGCAAGAGGAGCUGAGAUGGUUCAGAAAGGUGGAAAAAAUGGUUCCUCCACAUUACACAAUCCAUCUCAACAAGGAGAAACGUACGGCGGAACAACUUUUAAAAGACCAGCACAAAGAACAACUGAAAGAGGCCCAAGAAUGGGUCAAGAACACUUCUCAGUCAAGCUCCACCGUGGCUAUCCUAGUCGCCACGCUUCUCUUCGCUGCCGCCUUCGCCGUCCCAGGUGGUUUCAUAGGAUAUGGCGACGCAAAAGACGCAGCGGCAAAUGCACCUGCCCCAGCGGUAGAUGUACAUUCCGGAACGGCAGUCCUUGCGGACAAGCCUCUGUACUCUUUUUUCAGUGUGAUGGACGUGGCGGGACUGGCGAGCUCAUUAACGUCGGUGGUGCUCUUCCUUUCAGUGCUCACAUCAUCACUUGAUCUGGAAGAAUUUCACUAUCAAAUACCCUCGAAACUGUCGGCUGGCUUCCUCUUUCUGUCCUUUGCCAUUGCAACCACUAUGUUUUCCUUCACAGCUGCAACUCUCCUCACCUUUCGUUUGCCGUCGGCAUGGACUACGUCUCUGACCUACGCCGCUGCGUUCAUUCCAGUCAGCAUCUAUGGGCUUGUGCAGUUCGGUUUGUAUUUCGCAUACCUCAAGAGUGCUUUAACCGGCAUUUUUAGGUUCGAGGAGAAGCCUCUUCCUGAGUAAUAACUUCGCAUAUUUUUAAGCUUAAAAUAUCAAUCUAGUUACUUGACUUUUAAAUUUGUACUAAACCUCUUAAAUUUUA